This is a messenger RNA of Arachis ipaensis, 1563 nucleotides long. RefSeq lists its product as uncharacterized. Gene Ontology annotation, molecular function: ubiquinone binding. Gene Ontology annotation, cellular component: mitochondrion. Gene Ontology annotation, biological process: cellular respiration. NCBI's taxonomy places the organism in Eukaryota, Viridiplantae, Streptophyta, Magnoliopsida, Fabales, Fabaceae. The record is from RefSeq and is a predicted model, not a curated record.
UCUCCUCCGUCUGUGUCGCCCGGCCGCCUUGGCUCCGCCGUGCGGCGCGCCUCGCCUGCGUCUCUGUCGUCCUUAGUGGCUCCACUGCGUCUGUCUCUGGCGUCCGGAGCUCUGCGUGCGGCCUCCUCUCCAAUACGGGCAACUCUCCUCGCUGGUGGCCUACCUCUGUAACGGUUCUGCAACCCAGCCUGUAACUGAAAACAAUGUCAAUCUGAAGACAUGCUUUUUUCCUGUUCUCUUCAAGGAUUAUCAUGAAAAACUUUUUCUGUUUUGAAUAAAUGAUUCGAUGUAGAGCUUUUCUGUUUUGAAUAAACGAUUCCGUGUCUUCUCCCAUUCCAAGAUUUUUCCCAUUCCCUUUGUUUUCCAUAUUCUAGGGUUCACUUUCGAUUUCCAACCCUAAUCUGUCGUUCCCCCAUUCUCAUUCUUUCGUUUUAAAACCCGCCCAAUUUCUCAAUUUUGGUUUCCAUCUUCCAAUUCUUUUUGAGUUGAAGAAAAAAAUGCCGGCAUUUUUGUUCACCGCGAAGGCACUCUGCUCCUUAGCGUCACGCAGAAGCGGCGUAGCUCAAUUGAUUAGGAGGAGAGGCAGCAACAAAUUCCUCGGCUGUCGGUGCCUUACCUCCAUCGCUGGCGGUGCCACCAAUCAGAUUCAGUCCCUUGGAUGCCACGUUGCGGGUUUCCCGUUUACGGGAGCGUUGAAUAACAGCAAUGCUGCUGUCCAAACGAGGCACUUUCUUGGAUGUGGAGAUGGUGAAGAAGGUGUUCUCUCCAAAAUAUACGAGGAGAAGCGCGUUUUGGGGUAUUCGCCAGAGCAAUUAUUUGAUGUUGUUGCAGCUGUUGACUUCUAUCAUGGGUUUGUCCCCUGGUGUCAAAGGUCGGAGAUACUUAGGCACUAUCCAAAUGGGUCAUUUGAUGCUGAGUUGGAGAUUGGAUUUAAAUUUCUUGUUGAAAGUUAUGUUUCUCAUGUUGAAUUGGAGAGACCAAAGCGUAUAAAGACAACCGUUUCACAGAGUACCUUGUUUGAUCAUUUGAUAAACAUAUGGGAAUUCAAUCCAGGCCCAGUUCCAGGGACUUGCAAUAUUUAUUUUCUGGUGGAUUUUAAGUUUCAGUCACCACUUUAUAGACAGAUUGCAUCUAUGUUCUUCAAGGAGGUAGCCUCUAGGAUGGUUGGUUCAUUUACUGAGCGUUGCCGUUUGAUAUAUGGACCAGAAGUGCAGGUCUAUGAAAGGUCAUAAUUUAAUUGGUUUGGACAUCAGUUUCUUGCCUUGAACAGGGCUAAGGUCAAUUUACAGGUUUAACAUUAAUUGGGAAAGUUUUUGAUUGUGCCGCCCAAUGCUGAAUGAAUUCAAUUGAUCGUUUCUCUUUUUAAUACCAGGUGAUAUUUGUAAUAUGUAGAUGAAUUCUACAAUACACCCGGUACAAUCUUGAAAGUGACCUGAAUUUAACGUGAAUUUUUUCCCCUUAAAAAAAAAGGACCUAGAGUGGAAAAAAGCUAUCGCAUAUCCUUUCUUGGUUUAUGUGAAAUGGACAUAUAUAUUUCUUCCAAUGCAAUACAUACACGUUAUC